AUGGCCGAAGUCGCCGGCCUAGUGCUUGGAGGUAUUCCUCUCAUCGUUCUUGCGAUGCAAAGCUAUCGUGAAGCUCUCGAGUGGGGGCGCAAAUAUCGCAAGUACGAUGAUCUGCUUCUCAGGACCAAGGAUGCUGUGUUGAUUCAGCAAGAGCAAUUGUACGCAACCUUCGAUGAGAUAGGCUUGCACGAGCCGAAUUAUGACGAACUUGAGGCUCGACUGCAAGAACUUUAUCCAGGAAAGCACGGCUUGUUCAUGCGAGAAAUUGGAAGAAUGGAAGUCACAGUCAAUAAUUUGAUGGAAGAGCUUUGUCUCGACAGCCUUGGAAGGCCCAAAUGGUCGAAAGAGCAACUUGCUCGGAUGAGGCAUGAGUGGCGGAGGAUAAAAGCAGCCGUCACAUCAGGGGAAACAGAGAAGUUGAUAGGCCAACUACAGGAGCGAAACAACCAGCUCAGUAGAUGCCUGAGGAGACCAGAAAUCGUCAGAGGACAGUCGUCCCCUAUGGUCCAGGCUGUACGAGCUCAAUUCAACCUGCGGAGAUUUGAUACCGUGCGCCAGCAUGCUUGUGCCAUCAAGGACACACUUGAUGCCUGUUGGCAUUGUUCCUGUUCGGACCAACAUCCAACGUCUUUGGACCUAAGCUGGCAAUACAACCCCCCAGAAAGUUUUCCGAAGUUUGGGAUAUCUUUGGCCCUCACGAAUCACUCUAAAGGGUUGGCCAUGACGAACGGCCUAGAGUGGCGAAAGAUACAGACGUAUAUCGAAGGUCAGUAUGUCGACACACAUCAGACAAAAGCGGUUCAAGUCCUUGGUUUACGGUCUGGGAAUGCCACCCAGAGCACAAUAACUCAACAAGCACCGACAUUCCUCAAAGGUUUACUUUCCAAGAACCAGCCGCAGGUACUCAAGGUCUCACCUUCAGCGACCAUCACAACCGCUUCGUCAGCACCACGCUCGAGCGAGAUCAAAUCCUUGUGCCAGUUCUUGCAAGGACUAGACAAAAACUGCGGCGAUCUCGGUUUCUUGCUUGUGCCUGGUGAAAAAAAGCGAGUGCAUAUCACACCAGUAACAACGCCUCAUAUAGCGCCAACCGAGAUGGUUACUCUGGAUUCUUUGAUGUCCCCAAAGAGAUCUGUGACUUUUCUGGGGCUAAGCCGAAAGAAGCGUUUCGAGAUCGCAGCAGCAGCCGCUUGGGCAACUCUGUUACUUUAUGAUACGCCCUGGCUCACUGAUACGUGGGACAAAACCGGAUUGUACUUCUUCUUGGAUCGAAAUGCGGCCGAUCACAACAUACAUGCUGCAAGUCCGUGUGUCUCCACCAUGGUCAACAAAGCGAAAAACGCACGGCGUUUCCAGAGCAAGUUGAUACGCAACGAGGCAGUCUUUGCAUUGGGAGUCUUGCUGAUUGAACUGUGCUUGGAUAGCUCGCUUGACGAGCUCGGUAAGACAAUGAAUGCCACGACCAACAGCAAUAGCAUCAUUGAAGACUAUAAGGUGGCGAACAACUCGCUUGACCGGGUCUUCCUGGACGCGGGAGACUUUUAUGGCAAUGCUUGUCGCCUAUGCUUAAGGUUUGAAUUCUAUGGCAGAGACGUGCUGAUGAAUUUCGGAGAGGGGACAUUCCGUCAAGAGUUCUACAACGAGGUAGUUGCGCCUGUUCAAGCCACUUUCUCGGCUAUGCCCAGAUGA
Molecule: messenger RNA, 1689 nt
Organism: Aureobasidium pullulans EXF-150
Lineage: Eukaryota; Fungi; Ascomycota; Dothideomycetes; Dothideales; Saccotheciaceae
Exons: 2
Coding region: 1-1689 (562 amino acids)
Source: RefSeq, a predicted model, not a curated record